GCAGCAGACUUCAACCAACUCUUUGUCCCUCAUCUUCUUCCUCACUCAUUCCGCUGCCUCACGAUACUCACCGAAGAAGCGUGCGAGUAUUUUGAAGCUCAAGAAAAGCUUCCCCUUUCACCGUCGGAUUCAUACUAAAUUUUCUUGGAAAAAAAUGAUUCAGCAUUCGAUAUUGAUAAAACCUUCUUCUGUCUCAUUCCCGACCCCAUUUCAAAGAGUCCCCAAAUGUUGCAACUUGUAUAAUAACCCCUUACCUUCAUUAAUUCGUUGUGAAGCGGCGGAUUCAUCAUUGUCGUCGUCUAAGAUUGGUGGGGAACGAGCGUCAUUGUCGUCAACGACGACGUCGCUUCCAGAGAUGGCAAAGUUGAUGGAAUCGGAGAAGAAGAGCGGGUCGUACCCUGGUGGGAUGGGCCCGUACACCGGAAGAGACCCGAAUGUGAAGAAGCCAGCGUGGUUGAGGCAGAGAGCUCCUCAAGGUGAUCGGUUUGAAGAGAUUAAGAAAUCGUUGUCCCAUUUGAAACUUAACACGGUCUGUGAGGAGGCUCAGUGCCCGAAUAUUGGAGAGUGUUGGAAUGGAGGGGGGGAUGGUAUAGCAACAGCAACAAUCAUGCUUCUGGGAGAUACUUGCACCCGUGGGUGUAGAUUUUGUGCUGUGAAGACCAGUAGAAAUCCGGCGCCACCUGAUCCAAUGGAACCAGAAAAUACUGCCAAGGCCAUUGCAAGCUGGGGUGUAGAUUAUAUUGUCCUAACAAGUGUAGAUCGUGAUGACAUACCUGAUGGAGGAAGUGGACAUUUUGCUCAGACUGUCAAAGCUAUGAAGAAGUUGAAACCAGAGAUCAUGGUUGAGUGUUUAACAUCUGAUUUCCGGGGUGACUUGAAGGCUGUAGAGACUCUGGUUCACUCAGGCUUAGAUGUCUUCGCUCACAACAUUGAAACAGUGAAACGGCUUCAAAGAAUUGUUAGAGAUCCCAGGGCUGGGUAUGAACAAAGCUUGUCAGUUCUAAAACAUGCAAAACAUAGCAAGGAGGGCAUGAUAACAAAAACUUCUAUAAUGCUGGGCCUAGGAGAGUCCGAUGAUGAGGUGAAGGAAGCUAUGGCUGAUUUAAGGUCUAUUGAUGUUGAUAUUCUGACGUUCGGUCAGUAUUUGCAGCCGACUCCAUUGCACUUGACUGUCAAAGAGUAUGUCAGUCCUGAGAAAUUUGCUUUCUGGAGAGAAUAUGGGGAAUCUAUUGGUUUCCGAUAUGUAGCCAGUGGACCUCUGGUGCGGUCUUCAUACAGGGCCGGGGAGCUGUUUGUGCAGACAAUGGUGAGAGAGAGCACAAAGAAUGCUAAUGGCUCGGCCUAGUAACUUAGAGCUCUGUGAUUUGGAAGCUGAGCAGCAACGAAGAGAUUGCCACAUACGUAUUGGUGUUGAAUGCUUAGGCCAAUGAUUAGGGUAUCUACUUUUAUUGUUAAUUAUAUAAUCGUAUUAAUUUCCGUGAGAAAUUCUGCGAUUAUUUCAUAUUUUAUGGGUAUAUUUAUUCAUUAUAUGCUGGAAACACAGAAUGAUCACGAUAGCUGAUGAUUAUUCUUUCAAUGUUAAUGAGUGAAACACUGUAGGCUAUAGAACUUUUUUCCUUUUUUGGCCAUCAAUUAUAGGCUAUAGAACUUGAUUAUUUGUUGAUUGUCUAAAGCUAAGGACUGUAGAGUAAUAUCGUUUGCGGGGCAGGGUUUUGGUACUGAUCUUCAUGAAACCUAUUUGUUUCACAGCUCUUAUAUGUACAUCCGCAAAUAAAUUUUGAUGCAA
This is a messenger RNA of Neltuma alba, 1786 nucleotides long. Its product is annotated as lipoyl synthase, chloroplastic. The transcript is spliced from 7 exons. The record is from RefSeq and is a predicted model, not a curated record. Gene Ontology annotation, molecular function: lipoate synthase activity; 4 iron, 4 sulfur cluster binding. Lineage: Eukaryota; Viridiplantae; Streptophyta; Magnoliopsida; Fabales; Fabaceae. Gene Ontology annotation, biological process: lipoate biosynthetic process. Gene Ontology annotation, cellular component: mitochondrion; chloroplast. Bases 155 to 1345 code for a protein of 396 amino acids.